UUUCAUAAAAUCAGUGAAAAGCUUUUGUUAUAAUAAUGUCUGGUAAAGAAGAAGGUCCAGCCAUCGGAAUCGACCUCGGAACGACCUACUCGUGCGUUGGAGUAUGGCAACACGAUCGCGUCGAGAUCAUAGCUAAUGAUCAAGGCAACAGAACGACGCCUUCCUACGUCGCCUUCACAGACUCUGAGAGGUUAGUUGGUGAUGCCGCCAAGAACCAGGUAGCCAUCAACCCCAUCAACACUGUCUUCGAUGCAAAGAGACUGCUUGGUCGAAGAUUCAGUGACUCAUCUGUCCAAAGCGACAUGAAGCUAUGGCCUUUCAAGAUCACCCCUGGUCCUGCCGACAAACCCAUGAUCCUCGUCAACUACAAAGGCCAAGAGAAACAGUUCGCCGCUGAGGAGAUCUCUGCCAUGGUUCUCAUCAAGAUGCGUGAGAUCGCUGAAGCUUACCUCGGCGUCACCAUCAAGAACGCCGUCGUCACUGUUCCCGCUUACUUCAACGACUCUCAGCGUCAAGCCACAAAGGACGCUGGGGUCAUCGCUGGUUUGAACGUCAUGCGUAUCAUCAACGAGCCCACAGCAGCUGCCAUUGCCUAUGGUCUUGACAAGAAGGCCACCAGUGUUGGUUUGAAGAACGUGUUGAUCUUUGAUCUUGGUGGUGGUACUUUUGAUGUCUCUCUUUUGACUAUCGAGGAAGGUAUAUUUGAGGUCAAGGCAACUGCUGGAGACACUCAUCUCGGUGGCGAGGAUUUCGACAACAGGAUGGUCAACCAUUUUGUUCAAGAGUUUAAGAGGAAGAGGAAGAAGGACAUAAGCGGUAACCCGAGAGCUCUGAGGAGGCUGAGGACGGCUUGCGAGAGAGCCAAGAGGACUCUCUCUUCAACCGCACAGACCACCAUUGAGAUUGACUCUCUCUUUGAGGGCAUUGAUUUCUACUCUGGGAUUACUCGUGCUAAGUUUGAAGAGCUCAACAUGGAUCUUUUCCGACAGUGUAUGGAGCCUGUCGGAAACUGUCUGCAUGAUGCUAAGAUGGACAAGAGCACAGUCCACGAUGUUGUCCUCGUCGGAGGUUCCACACGCAUCCCGAAAGUCCAGCAGCUUCUCCAAGAUUUCUUCAACGGUAAAGACCUCUGCAAGUCUAUUAACCCUGACGAGGCUGUGGCUUAUGGUGCAGCAGUUCAGGCAGCGAUUCUAAGCGGUGAUCAAGGCGAUGAAAAAUUGCAAGACCUUCUUCUCUUGGACGUGACUCCUCUUUCUCUUGGUAUUAAAGUCGUCGGUGGAGUCAUGACCACCUUGGUCCAGAGGAACUCGACGAUCCCAACCCACAAGGAGCAGGUCUUCACCACCAUCCAUAACAACCAGCCAGGUUUGUUGAUCCAAGUGUACGAAGGUGAGAGAGCUAUGGUCAAAGACAACAACCUCCUUGGAGAAUUCACGCUCUCUGGCAUCCCUCCUGCUCCAUGUGGUGUCCCUAAGAUCUUAGUGUGUUUCGACAUUGAUGCAAACGGCAUCCUCAAUGUCUCUGCCGAGGACAAGAGCACUGGCAAAAAGAACAAGAUUAGGAUCACCAACGACAAGGGUCGCUUGUCUAAAGACGAGAUCGAGAAGAUGGUGCAAGACGCUGAGAGGUACAAGUAUGAGGAUGAGGAGCACAAGAAGAAGGUCGAAUCCAAGGUUGCUCUUGAGAACUAUGCUUACAACAUGAGAGACACCAUCCGUGAUGCCAAUAUCGGUGCUGUAGACAAGAAGAAGAUUGAGGAUUUGGUUGAGGAGGCAAUGCAAUGGCUUGAGGGUAACCAGUUGCCUGAAGCAGAGGAGUCUCAAGACAAGCUGAAAGAGUUGGAGAGUGUGUGCAACCCCAUCAUUGCAAAGAUGUAUCAAUGAGGGAGGAGCUGGUGGUCCCAAGAU
This is a messenger RNA of Raphanus sativus (radish), 1907 nucleotides long. RefSeq names its product heat shock 70 kDa protein 1-like. Gene Ontology annotation, biological process: protein refolding; cellular response to unfolded protein. Gene Ontology annotation, molecular function: misfolded protein binding; heat shock protein binding; ATP-dependent protein folding chaperone. Gene Ontology annotation, cellular component: cytoplasm. NCBI's taxonomy places the organism in Eukaryota, Viridiplantae, Streptophyta, Magnoliopsida, Brassicales, Brassicaceae. The transcript has 2 exons. The record is from RefSeq and is a predicted model, not a curated record. The coding region runs from base 36 to 1883 and encodes 615 amino acids.